Saccharomyces paradoxus is the source of this 1479-nucleotide messenger RNA. It is a transcript of the gene TOS4, whose product is annotated as Tos4p. NCBI's taxonomy places the organism in Eukaryota, Fungi, Ascomycota, Saccharomycetes, Saccharomycetales, Saccharomycetaceae. The coding region runs from base 1 to 1479 and encodes 492 amino acids. Gene Ontology annotation, molecular function: protein binding. The transcript has a single exon. The record is from RefSeq and is a predicted model, not a curated record.
AUGAGCUCCCAAUUCCCUUCGUCCCCAUAUAGGACAGCGGACUUACACGUAAAGGAUCUGUAUUCUCCGCCUAAUUUCAAUCAGCAACCUAAUUGCUCCUCCUUCAAUUAUGAUCGAGAUGGUAAAGUUGCAUCGGAAUCUUUCGAAAAUUUCGGAAAAGCAGACUACCCAACCCCAUUUCCUUCUUCUAGUAUAGGAAGGGUUUCAUCUCCCGUUAGGUCAAAUAAGGUCGACGCUAUCCCUUCUUCCCCAGCUUUUCCUCCGCAGCUUGCAGCAACAUCAUCCAAAUUGUCUUUCAAGCUUUCUUCUCCUUCGAAGCACACUAAAGUCGUCAAUACUGAACUAGAUCCUAGCAAGAUCAGCACCAUUACUGUUGGGCGUAACAGCUCGCAAUGUGAUGUUGCGCUUUGUAAGAAUAAGUUUAUAUCCAGAGUACACGCUAGUAUAACUUAUUUGCCACAAACGAAUGAAGUGAAAAUUCACUGCCUCAGUAUGAAUGGAUUAAUUGUUAUUUAUCGUAAGAAAUUUGACUGUUAUCAAUUAAGGGAUACUAUGGAUAACAAUGAGAGGGCAUAUAGACUUGUUUCCAGAUUUUCUAGCGAAAGCUGUGUUAAAGAAGUCCAAGACGAAGGAGAAUCCAUCAAUUUUACUUUGGAAAAAGGUGACACCGUUUAUAUGACAUAUUAUAACGGUAUCAUGCUAGAUUUUAGGCAGGUUUUACUCCGCAUUUCCUUGAAAGAGGCAAAUCCACCCUCAGAGUCGUCAAGAUUAGAAAGAAAAAUUGAAGGCAAAACUGAGGCGAAACAUAUGGGUGGCAUAAGGAAGCAUCCAUUGAUAUUUACUGAAACUUCGGUAGACAGACCGAAAAAAAUACUAAAAGAUACCAACAAAUUCUCGAAUGGUAAUGAUUCUGACGUCGCAGAAAGAAUGUUAAACCAUUUUUUAAACUCUAGAUCGUCUCCGCUUUCAUCUAUCUCUUCUGUUGAUCAUGAGGACCAAAACGGAAGACAAGAUCCAUCAUCAUACGAUAAAACCCCUAUGAUUAUGAAGAAACCAAAACUAAAUAAGAGGGUUUUACCUACAAAGGCAAAAAAAUCUGUGAAAGAGAAUUUAGAUGAGUUAUCUAGAAGAAAUAUUGAUAUUAUGCACUUACAGCACAUUUUGACCAAUCACCUUGCUUUUGCAAACGUCCAACAGACGCCAUUAUUUCAAUUACAGCAGGUAAACUCACAAAUUUCUGAAUUGUCAAGAGAUGAGUUGCGUUCGAUUUUGAGCGACGCGAAAUGUGUCGGUGUCAUUUACCGUCAUGGUAAGGACGCCGCCGGUAAACCGUUAGACGAAGAGUAUUUCUACGAUUUAGAAAACGAUGAUGAUUACGAGAGAAGAAACUUAGUGAGUUCAUUAAAAGGUGGAAGGACGGGCUUAAGAUCUUGCAGAAGGACACAUAAACAAUAUUUUUGGAAGAAGCCAACAAAAUAA